GUACCAGAAAGGUAGGCAAGUAACAACAUAUCUGCCCGAUACCAGACUUCACGACAUCCCCCCAAUCAAAGCACAAUCACGACAGUCAUGGCUCUCUCACAGGCAGCUUUCAAGGCUGAGCAGGCACUCGGCCACGGCGACAAUGCAACGACAGCACAAGAUGUAACAAACCCAGCGCUGGAUCGCGAAAAGUAUGGAGAUCCAUCAGGCGAGAAGAUGCAAGCGCUCAUCUGGAAUGGCAAGAACAAGGUCGAAAUGAUGGAAUGUCCCAAACCCAAAGUGCUCGAAUCGAGGGAUGUGAUCCUCAAGAUUACGGGCUCUACUGUGUGCGGCUCCGAUCUUCACCUAUUACACGGCACCGUUGUAGAGUUGCAGAAGGGUGACAUCCUGGGUCACGAAUUCUGCGGGAUUGUAGACGACAUGGGAAAAGAUGUGAAAGGACUGAACAAGGGCGACAGAGUGGUGGCCAGCUUCCAGAUUGCGUGUGGUGAUUGCUACUUUUGCAAGCAAAAGCUAUCUUCCCAAUGUGAGAAGACCAACAGCAACACCAUCGAGAAUGCAAUGUACGGAGGUCGUACAGCAGGUAUGUUCGGCUACAGUCAUUUUACAGGGGGCUUUGCGGGCGGUCAGGCCGAAUAUACACGUGUUCCUUAUGGCGAUGUGAACCUGCUGAAGAUCCCGGACGAUGUGCCCGACGAGAAAGCUCUCUAUCUGUCUGAUGUCCUCGCAACAUCAUGGAACUGCGUGGUCGAUACAAAGGUGUACGAUGGGGAUAUUGUGGCCGUGUGGGGAGCUGGACCGAUUGGACAAAUGGCAGCCGACUUCGCGUUUAUGAACGGAGCUCGAAGGGUGAUUGUGAUUGACUGCAACUGGAGACUGGACUACAUCAAGGAAAAGUACCCCAAAGUGGAGACUAUCGAUUUCACGCAACUCAAGGGGGUGAAGGGCGGUGUGGUGGGCAAGCUCAAGGAAAUGUGCGAUGGUCGUGGUCCCGAUGUGGCAUUGGAGUGUGUGGCUGGGGAAUACCCCAAGGGCUGGCUCCACGCUGCCGAGAUGGCCUUGGGUCUUGAGACUGACACGAGCGAGAUCAUCAACGAGAUGAUUGAGAGCGUCCGCAAUUUCGGACGAGUCGGAGUCACGGGUGUCUAUGUCGGCUACACGAACCAUUUCAACAUUGGCAGUCUGAUGGAGAGAGGUAUCCGCCUCAUUGGCAACGGUCAGGCGCCAGUCCAUCUCUACUGGGAUGAUCUGCUCAAGAAGAUCCAGACGGGUGAGAUCGAGCCACUGAAAAUGGUCACCCAUCGGGUCCGGGUCGAAGAUUUGGACGAGGUGUACUACAAGUUUGAGAAGAAAGAGGAUCACAUGCAGAAGGUGUACGUCGAGACUCGAUUCUCGGCGCCAGCGUGUGCAGGCUCACCGGCCCUGACGAGAUAUACGGACAGGCCACUGAAUACCUAAGCACAUGUAGGUUGUUAUAUGUAAGGUACCUAAGUUGAGUGAUGAGUCCCGACAAAUUCCAGCUUAU
Molecule: messenger RNA, 1525 nt
Organism: Sphaerulina musiva SO2202
Lineage: Eukaryota; Fungi; Ascomycota; Dothideomycetes; Mycosphaerellales; Mycosphaerellaceae
Product: GroES-like protein
Exons: 3
Coding region: 88-1458 (456 amino acids)
Molecular function (GO): zinc ion binding; oxidoreductase activity
Source: RefSeq, a predicted model, not a curated record